AGCUGAUUGUCAUUUCACGAAAAUAUCUAUUUGCGUUUUUGUAUAAUACAGCUUAUUUAUUACAUAAAAUAAUGAAUAUAUCACGAUUUUUAUGACGAAGAACAACAUUGGUGAUACAUCAAAUAUUUAUAUAGCAAUUUACGCCAAAAAUGUCUUCGAAAUUACCGAAACAAGCUUUGAGUUUAAAACAGUUCAUGCUCCGGCAAGAAGUGUUGAAGUUGUACAGAGAUAUAUUCCGCACAUUACGACUUGUCCCGGAUGAGAAGGAUCGUCAAGACUUAAAAGUAUGGGCCAAAACAGACUUUAGAAAUAAUAUGCAUCAAACUGAUGAACACAGAAUAAAAAUGAUGCUUCUCCAUGGAAGGAAAUCUUUAGAAAGCUUACAGAAGACUUUGUAUUUGAGCAAAACUUGAGUUUAUUAGUGUUAGUUAAAAAAAAUAAAUCUUUGUAGGCAAAGUUUGUAAAACAUGUUCAAUUUCAAACUUAAUAUUUUUAUUUUAAAUGUUUUGUUUAAACUGUAAAUAAAAUUUGUCAUAAAGGUACUUUUUUCACUUAAAACUACUUUUCUAUUGUGUGGGUUGUGAGGUGGAAUAGCAACCUCAUCAACCUGGUGUCAGUGGUAUUGUUGAGCCACCAAAGGCUCCUGACUGUGUUUUGUUAUUUGAAUUAAAAUAUUUUAUUUAUCUUAGUCAGUCUGAGAACACGCUAAGAACAAGCUUACAGGAAAGUAAAAUAAAAUGUGUAAAAUCAGUUUUCAUAAAACUUUAUUAUAAGUAUUGCAGAGCCUUAAUCCUAAAUCCAUAAAUAGCACACAUACGUCCAUACAUCCUGACAUUCAAUUCACCUUGG
Pectinophora gossypiella (pink bollworm) is the source of this 849-nucleotide messenger RNA. RefSeq names its product LYR motif-containing protein 2. Bases 150 to 413 code for a protein of 87 amino acids. Gene Ontology annotation, cellular component: mitochondrion. The record is from RefSeq and is a predicted model, not a curated record. The transcript is spliced from 2 exons. NCBI's taxonomy places the organism in Eukaryota, Metazoa, Arthropoda, Insecta, Lepidoptera, Gelechiidae.